Messenger RNA from Panicum virgatum (switchgrass), 2135 nucleotides. RefSeq lists its product as uncharacterized. The record is from RefSeq and is a predicted model, not a curated record. The coding region runs from base 438 to 1646 and encodes 402 amino acids. The transcript is spliced from 3 exons. Lineage: Eukaryota; Viridiplantae; Streptophyta; Magnoliopsida; Poales; Poaceae.
ACGCGUACAGGGCCGUCGCAUUCACAGAGCAGUGGCACUAAACGCACCAACUCGCAAGACAAUAGUAGGAUCCCUGCCAUGCACAAACCUAUUAGUUCAGACCCCAGUGAAAAUCGCUCCAAACGCAGGAAAUAUAUGCUUCAAAAACGACUAGCUCAUGCAGCAUCUAAAACCAUAGCAACUCAAACAACUAGCUGUGGCCGGUUCCCCCAGAAAUAUAUUGAUGCAUUAAAAGGUACGCAAGUCUUAUGAUUUCAUUAGCCCCUUACAUUUAAGCUUACUGAAUAAUUUAUCAACAAAUGUUGACUACAACUUGUGGCUAACAUUAUUAACCACAAAACUUAUUUACAGCAUCAUACAAAGAUAGGUCGUACUAUGGCUCACCUGACUAUGAGUGCUCUUACUGUCAUGCUUUAUUCUGGUUUCAAGAACAAGCUAUGUUCAGCUCUGGUUCUCAUAACAAAAGAAUUGAGUACCAUCUAUGCUGCAAACAGGGAAAGAUUCAGAUACCUGCUUUUAAACCUAGGCCAGAGCCUCUGGCUUCUUUAGCCACUUACAACGGCGGUGCCCGAUCUAAGAGAUUUAUGAAAAAUAUACGGCAAUAUAACUGCCUAUUUGCUUUUACAUCUAUGGGUGCAAACAUCGACAGAUCUGUUAAUGACGGCAGGGGACCUCCGGUCUUCAAGAUUAAUGGUCAGGUCCAUCAUCGUAUAGGCUCUCUACUACCACCUGAUGGUAGCCCGCCUAAAUUCUUGCAGUUGUAUAUCUAUAACACUGCUAAUGAGGUAUCAAACCGUCUAAAAGCAUUGCAUCCUGACGACGGGUCAUCUUCAUCUCUUGAACCAUCUAUCAUUGAGAGCUUGAUUGCCAUGCUUGACCAGCAUAAUCCAUUUGCAAAGAAAUUUAGAAUGGCACGGGACCGCUUACUAGAAACUGAUAAUGAUGAAUUUGUUAUCAGAAUUGUCGGAGCUCAAGAAGGUGACCCAGUUCAGUAUAAUAUGCCUACGACCGAUCAACCUGCCAUGCUUAUUGUUGGGGAUUUUUCUCUGGAUACAUUCAAACGCGAUAUAAUUAUCCAAACUAAAUCUGGGCAGUUAAGACAUAUAUCAGCUCUUCAUCCAGCGUACAUGUCGCUGCAGUACCCAUUGUUAUUUCCAUAUGGGGAGCGUGGAUUCCAAGUUGGAGUUCUUUACAAUGGUAUAGACCAAUGCAAAAAAGGAAAACGAAACACUAUAACUAUGCACGAAUAUUUUCGGUAUCAAUUCCAUUACAGGCGUCAUCAGCCUAACCCCUUCCUAAGCUAUGGCCUUUUGUCAAGUCAGGCCAAAAUUGAUGCUCGUGCUGCAAUUGACAAAAACAGGCUAUGGUUCAUUCUCAAAAAUCAAUCUCGUCUUAGAAGUGAGACCCUCCAAGGUAUAGCAGAUGCUGUGGGAAGGGGGUGUGUGGAUGGCAGUGAGAUGGGAAAGCUUACUGUGUUACCUGCCUCUCAUACUGGGGGCAGGCGCUAUAUGGUACAGAAUUAUCAUGAUGGGAUGGCUAUCUGCAGGAUUUUCGGGCCCCCUGAUUUCUUUGUCACUUUCACCUGUGAUGUCAAAUGGCCUGAAAUAUCUCUUGGCAUUCUAGAAGCUGGUCAGCAACCGUCAUAGAGCCGAUAUAGUUGUUCGUGUUUAUAAUAUGAAACUUGAAGAAAUGUUAGCUGAUAUAAAAGCUGGAAAAGCAUUUGGCCUAAUUCUUGCAGGUACAAGUGACAACCCCUUACUCUUUGGAAGUACAAUACACAAUUAAUCUGAUCAACGAUAAAUAUCUAACUUUGCUUUGUUUUCCCUCUAACCAGUUCUACACACAGUUGAAUUUCAAAAACGUGGGUUACCUCAUGCACAUAUGAUCUUUUGGACUGCAGACGAUACAACUAAUCCAAGUGCAUCGAUGAUUGAUAAGUAUAUAAGUGCUGAAAUUCCUGAUCCCAAAGAUGACCCUCUUCUAUAUGCUUUGGUUGCUGAACAUAUGAUCCAUGGUCCUUGUGGAAAAGAUAACCCAAACUGUCCUUGCAUGAAGAAUGGAAAAUGCUCAAAGGGGUUCCCAAAAAAAUUUCAAGAAGAGACAACUAUUGAUGAGAAUGGUUUUGCAAUAUAUAA